This is a messenger RNA of Sesamum indicum (sesame), 345 nucleotides long. The record is from RefSeq and is a predicted model, not a curated record. NCBI's taxonomy places the organism in Eukaryota, Viridiplantae, Streptophyta, Magnoliopsida, Lamiales, Pedaliaceae.
AUGCGUCGCAAGGACGGAGAUGAUCUAGAAAUCAAGAACUACGUCAUACCCAAAAAUGCCGUAAUUCUCAUUAAUAUAUGGGCGAUUGGUAGAGAUCCAAGGAUAUGGCCGAACCCUGAUUCAUUUGAGCCUGAAAGAUUUUUGAACAGAGAAGUUGAUUUCAAAGGCCACGACUUUGAACUGACCCUGUUUGGGGCCGGCAGGAGAAUUUUUCCGGGGCAGCCACUAGCAUAUAGGAUGGAAUUUGAACCAGGAAUUACACCACAAGAUGUGGACUUAAAUGAGAAGUUCGGCGUUUCACUGAAAAAGGCCAUACCUCUCAAGGCUGUGCCGACCAAGCCAUGA